UGCCAGCGCUUGAGCUUGUACUCUGUGGCAAAGGCCCAGUCACAGCCAUCGACGGCACACUUGAAGGGCCGGCAGGCAGCGUGGCUGAGAAGGUGGACACGCAGCUGACGCCCUCGCUCAAAGACUCGGUCACAACCCUCGAGAGUGCAAGGAAAGCUCCGCCGGGGUGCACUGGGGGUCGGGUUCCCAAGACGGAGCACCGUUGACGCAAGGGCACCUGAAAUGAACGUCGGCGCCACUUGUGGCUCGUCGGAGGGCUCGGCAUCCACGCUCCUCGCAUCGGCGGCCUCUUGGUCCUUGACAGCGUCUUCCUUGCCCGUCUCGAAGGGAUCGCGGACGCAGAGCAGGCGCUCGGCUCCCCCGAACAGUUCGUCGUCUGCCCGCAGCUCAAACACAAGGUUCGCGAGCGCGUCGCCGCGCGUCCACUCGUCGGGCUUCUUGGAAAGCAAAAACUCGCCGUUCCGGCCGUAUACGGGAUCGUCCAAGGGCUCUUCGCCAUCUUGGAACGGAUCGCCGCUCGUGGACCGCAGGGAGAGGAAGUCAGCGGCCGCCUUGGAGCAGAGUUCUUCCUCGUCGCAGACUUCGUCGCACAGGACUCCGCGGCCAACGUCUUCGCUAGUGUCGGCGCCAUCAUGAUCGCCUUGCCGCGCUCGUGGAGACCCCGUCGCUGCUGACGAAGAGGGGUCCUCCAUUUUGCGGGCACGCUUCGG
Dermacentor andersoni is the source of this 710-nucleotide messenger RNA. The record is from RefSeq and is a predicted model, not a curated record. Lineage: Eukaryota; Metazoa; Arthropoda; Arachnida; Ixodida; Ixodidae.